Molecule: messenger RNA, 3501 nt
Organism: Suillus clintonianus
Lineage: Eukaryota; Fungi; Basidiomycota; Agaricomycetes; Boletales; Suillaceae
Exons: 12
Coding region: 1-3501 (1166 amino acids)
Biological process (GO): mitochondrial transcription
Cellular component (GO): mitochondrial DNA-directed RNA polymerase complex
Molecular function (GO): mitochondrial promoter sequence-specific DNA binding; DNA-directed RNA polymerase activity
Source: RefSeq, a predicted model, not a curated record
AUGGAAAAGGGUACCGAAAGAGUCUACCCGACCGCGUCUACAUAUGCUAUCAUGCUGCUAGCGUGGAGACGAUUUAAUCCCGAGUCUGACACGCCCGUCCACCUCUCCGAUAUGCCCAACCCAACCACCCUCCUUAGCAAUCUUAUAGAACGAGACAUUUCACCCACUGCUGUCGUCGCCGAUCGCGCUUUGGCAUCAUCCGAAGAAGCCUCUGACAUCAUAAAACUUCUCUCCAAAUCUGCAGUAGAUCUCAAUCUCCCUCGUGUGGUGGCUGAACUCGGUCAGGCUGAAUCUCUUGGAAGUCAUGUCCCAGACCCAUUGGAGGGUGUCCCAGAGGUCAAGCCUGUCACGCGACUCGUCACGCCCUCUGAGGAAACUUUGGAUGAGGACGGGAAUGUGAUACCCGCGCAGGCUCAGGAAGAAGUUCCCUUCAACCUCAACAAUCUUCGCAACCACUUGGCUCAGGUUACCCUUGCACGACGCGUCCUCCCAGAAGACCUCGCUUCCCGACAAAAACUCCUAGAAGAAUCAGUGUACGACGUUGCAGUAGAGCGCCUCCGUCACGAAGCCAAACUAUUUGACGAGCUAGGUCUAGGCAAUCGCGAACUCCAGCGCGCGGAUUUACAAAAGUGGAUGUGGGACUGGCACCAAAAGCUCAAGACGCGUCUUGAGGCAGAAAUACAGGAGAUCAUCGCUGCAGAGGCCAAAUUUAAUAUCUGUGUUAACCGCCAGCUAGCUAAAAACAAGCAAACACAACGAAUGGGCCCCUUCCUCUCCCUCGUCAAGCCCGAGAAACUUUCCCUCAUAACUAUCCUAGAGAUUAUGCGCCUCCAAGGCAGCGGUGGCGUCUCGGAUGGUAUGAAAACUGCCCGUGCGCUGCUUACCGUUGGGCGCGCGGUCGAAAAUGAGUACAAAGCUGAGAUGUGCAAGCGCAACAAUAUCGCCAUUCCCUCGCAUGCGCGUCCAAGCGAGUUCACAGGUUAUUUCACCGGCCUCGGGUACAAGGACUUGCACGCGCGCCGGAUGACGGCUGCAAAGUACAUGGAAGAUAGCGAGGAGUGGACCACAGAGUGGACGCAGCUACUUAGAGUACGCGUUGGGAGUAUCCUCGUAGACUGUCUCAUGGACACGGCGACGAUCGAGCGGACUGCUGUGGAUAGACGUACCAAUGAGGAGAUUAAAGAGAAUCAACCGGCAUUCUACCAUGCGUACGAAUACGUGCGCGGGCAAAAGCUUGGUGUCAUCCGGUUAAAUCCUGUGGUCUCAGAACGCAUCGCAAAAGACGGCCUGCGCGAAACGCUUCACCCACGUCAUCUGCCCAUGCUCGUCAAGCCCAAGCCGUGGCUCAGCCACGACCAAGGCGGAUAUCUGUAUAAUCGAUCUGCUGCCAUGCGCUUCAAAGACUGCCAAGAGCAGCAAACCUACCUCGAGCAUGCAACCGCGCUCGGUAACGUCGAACUCGUCUACGCAGGACUGGACGUUCUUGGUAGCACGCCCUGGAAAGUGAACCGGAAUAUCUUCGACGUCGUGCUCAAAGUCUGGAACUCUGGUGAACGGCUGGGCAAGAUCCCCCCAGCAGUAUACGACAAGCCAGAGCCAGAGAAGCCCGCGAACAUGAAUACGGACAUCAAAGCUAAGAGCGUGUACGGGACGCGUCUGAAGGCAUUCAUGCAGGACAGAGCAAACAACCAUUCUGAUCGGUGUAGCAUCAACUAUAAAAUCGAGAUCGCUCGCGCUUUUCUGGGUGAUACGAUGUACCUUCCUCACAACCUCGAUUUCCGUGGACGCGCGUACCCCAUUCCUCCCCAUUUCAACCACAUCGGCGAUGACCUCAGUCGUGGACUAAUCAUGUUCGGUGAUGCGCAGCCCCUUGGCGAGCAGGGCCUGCGGUGGCUCAAAAUCCACCUUGCAAACUUGUACGGGUACGAUAAGGGGAACUUUGACGAGCGUGUCAAGUUUGUGAUGGAUCAUCUUGAAGAUGUGUAUGAUAGCGCUGAGAAGCCUCUCGACGGUAACAGGUGGUGGACGAAAGCUGAUGAUCCAUGGCAAUGUCUCGCGACAUGUAUGGAACUGCACGCGGCGCUCGAAUCAGGCGAUCCACUCUCAUACAUGUCGUCCCUCCCGGUGCAUCAGGACGGGACGUGUAACGGGCUACAACACUACGCCGCUCUUGGCGGUGAUGUCAAAGGCGCUGCGCAAGUCAAUCUGAGCGUGACGGACCGCCCGUCGGACGUGUACACCUACGUCGCGAACAUGGUGGAGAAGCUGCUUGAGGAAGACUUGAAAAAUGGCGAUAAGUAUGCGGCUCUGCUUGCUGGUCGGGUUUCUAGGAAGGUUGUCAAGCAAACUGUGAUGACUACUGUGUAUGGCGUGACUUAUAUCGGCGCUCGCGAGCAGAUUGAGAAGCAGCUUAAAGAUAGGAAGGAUAUUCCCGAGGAAGAGUGUUGGGGUGCCAGUGCUUACCUCGCCAAGAAGGUGCUCUUUUGUAUUGGUGAUCUGUUCGCAGGAGCCAAAGCCAUUCAAAUCUGGCUGAACCUCUGCGCCCGCCUCAUCUCCAAGUCUAUCCCAGCCGACCGCAUCCCAGAUGCAUUGCAAGCUCCGAAAGGGCGUAAGAAGAGCGGUUCUUUGCUCCCUAGGAACCGUAUCAGGAAAGAACAGAUGUCGUCCGUCGUAUGGACGACGCCCCUAGGCCUCCCCAUCAUACAACCGUACCGUAAAACGAAGCGCAAGCAGGUCAUGACAGCCAUUCAGAGCGUGUUCAUCUCCGACCCUAACGCGCCUUCUGAGGUGAACGCUGUGAAGCAGGCGUCAGCGUUCCCGCCCAAUUUCAUUCAUAGUCUCGAUGCUACGCAUAUGAUGUUGACCGCCCUCGAGUGUCGCACCCAGGGCUUAACAUUUGCGUCUGUGCAUGAUUCUUAUUGGACACACGCUAGCAGCAUCGACAAGAUGUCUGAGAUCAUCCGAGACACCUUCAUUGCGCUGCAUUCCUCGGACGUGCUCGAGAAAUUGUCUACAGAGUUCCGGACUCGAUAUGCAUCCCACAAGGUUCCUCUCACAGCGCUCCGCACCGGCAAGCUGUUGAAGAACCUUCAAGCUGCAGGCGUACGUAUUGUAGCUUCGUCUGAACAAGCAGCCGCACUCCGUGAAGGCGGCUAUACGACGUUUGACAACAUCAUCGAUGUUUCAGACGAAGAAGCUGGAUCCAUUGCCCAGAUUUCGAAAUUGGAAACUGAGACUUCGAAGCCUAAGACUGCUCCAAAGCCUAAGCAAAAACGUGGCCGGCCCGUCAAAAACAUGGUCAUCGUCGAAGGUGCCAAAAUGGACGUUCCAGUUGUUCCCACGGAGCACGAGGAAGAUGAGGACGACGACGCAGGCGAGGAUGACUUUGAUUCGCUUCUGGUGGAUAAAUUCGUUGAUUUGAGCGCUGUGCUUCCUCCUUUGCCGAAGAAGGGCGAUUUCGAUGUGGAGACGAUCAAGAAGUCGCAGUACUUUUUCUCAUAA